Molecule: messenger RNA, 1722 nt
Organism: Diutina rugosa
Lineage: Eukaryota; Fungi; Ascomycota; Pichiomycetes; Serinales; Debaryomycetaceae
Gene: CMP1
Product: calcineurin catalytic subunit A
Exons: 1
Coding region: 1-1722 (573 amino acids)
Biological process (GO): calcineurin-mediated signaling; fungal-type cell wall organization
Cellular component (GO): calcineurin complex; cytoplasm
Molecular function (GO): calmodulin binding; calmodulin-dependent protein phosphatase activity
Source: RefSeq, a predicted model, not a curated record
AUGACCUCGCGAUCGGCGACGAGAAACACCGCCCAGAUCAACGCCGCCCUCCUGGCGUUGCGGCUGAAGCAGCCCACGGGGAAGCUGUCUGAAAAAGACUUCUCCGUCUACGUCACCGACGACGGCUCCACCUUGAACACCACCGAGCGUGCGGUGACGCUGGUGCCGGCGCCGGCGGCGCGGAUCCCCGAGGACCACGAGGUGUUUGACGAGGAAGGCCUCCCCCGCCACGCCUUCUUAAAGGACCAUUUUUUCAAUGAAGGCCGCCUCUCUCCCCAGCAGGUGCUUAAGAUCCUCGCCAUGGCCACCAAGUGCUUGCUGAAGGAGCCGACGCUUUUGGAGGUGCCGGCUCCCGUGACCAUCUGUGGCGACAUCCACGGCCAGUACUACGACUUAAUGCGGCUAUUUGACGUUGGCGGGUCGCCAGAACUGACCCCCUAUCUCUUCUUGGGGGAUUACGUCGACCGGGGGCUGUUUUCCAUCGAGUGCUUAUUGUACUUGUACUCCCUCAAAUUGAACUUCCCCACGACGUUAUGGAUGCUUAGAGGUAACCACGAGUGCCGCCACUUGACGGAAUACUUUACGUUUAAGUCGGAGUGCUUACACAAGUACUCAGAAGAGGUCUACGAGGCGGCGCUUAAAUCGUUCAACGCGUUGCCGUUGACUGCAAUCGUCCUCAAUCUGAACAGAGAACGCCAAUUCUUCUGUGUCCACGGGGGGUUGCUGCCUGACUUGAAGCUGUUGGACGAUUUGAUGAAGCUUGACCGGUUCCGGGAACCCCCCACCAGAGGGCUCAUGUGCGACUUGUUAUGGGCUGACCCUUGCGAGGAUUACGAUGAGGACGAAGGACUGCUGCUUUUCAGCCGUAAUACUGUCAGAGGGUGUUCCUACGCGUUCACUUAUAAGGCUCUGUGCCAGUUCUUAGAGCGUACGGGUCUCUUACUGAUCAUCAGAGCCCACGAAGCUCAGGACGCCGGCUACCGCAUGUACAAACCGACGAAGACGAUGCUGUUCCCGUCGUUGCUCACGAUGUUCUCCGCUCCUAAUUACUUGGACACUUAUAACAAUAAGGCCGCCGUGCUUAAAUACGAGAACAACGUGAUGAAUAUCCGCCAGUUUAACGCCCUGCCCCACCCGUACUGGUUGCCCAACUUCAUGGACGUGUUCACGUGGUCGUUACCGUUUGUGGGUGAGAAGAUUACCGAUAUGAUGGUGCUGAUUUUGAACAUUUGCACCGAGGAAGAACUCGACGAAGAUACGCCAUUACACGAAGACCGCAUCACUACCGAUACUCCCGCGGCUACCGAAGCAGCGUCAGCAGGCUUGGCUUCGACUACGGCGUCGUCCGCCGCCGAGCUGGAGGCAGAAAUGGAACACAAGCGCACCGUGUUGCGCAACAAGGUGUUGGCGAUUGGCCGCAUGCUGAGAAUGUACAAGAUCUUGCGGGAAGAACUGGAACAGGUGGCCCACCUCAAGGAGUUGAACCGGGGCCAGUUGCCCAAGGGGUCGUUGAUAAACGGGCUGGAAGGGUUGCGCCACCAGAUCUCGCUGUUUGCCGACGCCCGCCAGGCCGACUUGCGCAACGAGGCGUUGCCGCCGCUGGUCGAGGAACAGCGACGGCGCGAGGAGGCCCGGCUGGUCCAGAUGCAAGAGCAGUUGGAAAACGACGAGCACGACUCGAAGGAGUUGCGCCUGUUGGUGAGACGGUUGUCGCAAAAGUAG